Molecule: messenger RNA, 2341 nt
Organism: Cuscuta epithymum
Lineage: Eukaryota; Viridiplantae; Streptophyta; Magnoliopsida; Solanales; Convolvulaceae
Source: the annotation of a GenBank genome assembly
GUUACGGUCUUGUUCUUGAUUGUUCGACGCUUAACCCAUGAUUCUGUCUGACAGUUUACCCUCGACCCUCUCUCCCAACUUCCCAAGUCCAAACUAAUCCAGAAAUCAGGAUCAUGUUGUUAAUGAGUCGGACUCUUCUUCCCACCCAUCUUCAAUGGAGGCCUCCGGUGAUUCCAAUCGCUACAGCGUGCUUCGCUUCUUCUCAAAGCCUCAACACAGACCAGCUCCGAGAACAGCUUGAUCAUCUACACAAGGAAGCUAACCAGACAAGACGCAAAGCAAAUAAUGCAAGACUGAGGCUACUAAGGUUGUCUGAAGUAGCAGACAAGCUUCGAAGGCAAGCUGCAAUUAGUGUUCGAUCUGGAAAGGAGGAGGAUGCCAAGGAAUUGCUUUUCCAAAAGAAAAAGGUUUUGCAAGCUAUGGAGAAGUCAAAGAAUCGCAUUGAAUUGCUUGAAAAACUUGCUGCAAAACUUAAUGAGGCAAUAUCAAUGAGGGAGACACAACUGAUUGGCAAUGCUUCUAUAGAACUUGAAGUUAUAGCCGACGAUAUUCCUAGUGUUGUUAGAAUAGUGUCUCUCAGAGAGAAUGAUUGUAACAAUUCAGAAGGAAGUGAAGUUCACAUUCGGGAAGAUGUCGAGGUUUGUAAUCCUCAAGAACUUCAACAUCUUAAUCACAGUGUGGCAGACCCUGAAGCUGAUAAUGAGGCAUCAGGUAGUGGGAACAUGUGGAGUGAAGCUGAAAGAGUGGAUAGCUUCAAUGGAAUAUCUUCAUAUGAGGACUUUGUGGAACAUAUAUAUCUAGAACUCAAAAAAAUUGAAGAUGAAGUAGUCACAGUUUUGAGAUUUGCAGGCUUGGUUAUUGAAAGCAACGAGAAACUAGAAAAUUCAAAGAUUCAACAACUACUGGACAUAUUAGAUAGCAUUCAACAUAUCAGAGAGAGGUACUCUUCAACAUAUCUGGCAACUGUUACCUUUUAAGUUCUGGUUGCUCAUCUUUUUCAUGCUUUUCCUAAACGUCAUGUUUUUUGGUAAUGUUUAUGUUUACCAUCAUUGCUUAUCAUUAUGGAAUAUCAAUAUUCUACAAUUGUGAUUAUGGAUGGCCCGGGAUCCAUUAUUAUAGUGAAAUAACUUAUGGUUUAAGAGCCUGCUUAAUGAUGCUACUUCGGUGCUCAAAGAUGUUUUUUUUGUUCUUUUCUAUAAUCUUCAUUCAAAAUAAAUUAGCUUAAAUCUAAUUUGUAUUAUAUCUAAUUUUUUGUCUAGGUUCCCACCUAGGUACCAGACUACCAGGUUGUGGAACCGAAAACCUUCAACAACAACAAACAUCCAAACCCUAAUCCUAAAAGAGUUUGGGCUGGGCUAAUAUGAAUCAACACUAAAAAAUGAUCUGAAAACCUUCUUGACUAUAAAAACUUCUCAGACACUGCAUUUAGGGACCUGCUGCAGCAUUGAAAAGCCCAGCCUCUUUUAGGAUUGUUUUUUGUUUCACUCUUAAAAUUGAACUGGAAUGACAUUAUAUUAUCUAUCCAUUUCUUAAUUUGGCUUCACAUUUCACAACUUCACUCAUGAAUAUUCAUAUUUUCAUUUUCCAAGUUUCCUCGUUUGCUAAAAGCCUAAAACCCAAGGCACUCACAUUUCGAAUCUCCUUGUUUCCAGGUUUAUUACAUUUGGUACUACUGGAAUAGCUUUUUUGACUUGUUUGGAAUUAAGUUAACUUAAGUACUUCAAUGGUAUCUACGUUGGAAUUGUGUCAUAUGUCAACCACAUAUUUGUAUUGUUGUACCUAACUUUAGUUGCUGUGCUAGUUGCCUAGCAGUGGUUUGGGCUAGCGAAACUUAGAACACAGAGUAAUAUGUUUUCUUCACUUGUUUGGAAUAUGUUCCCUUUACCGCACCAACGACUUAAUGGUUGUAAAUCAGACAUGAUAAUCCAUAAUACUUGCUCAACAUAUAGAAAGUGGAGUAUUUAUUCUAUAACUUAGUAAUUGAAUUUAAUAAGCUUAUCCAAAAAGCAUUAUAUAUAUAUAGGGUGCGGUUCCGGUGAGAACACUUCUUAACGUGAGAAAUGAGAACGCUCCAAAACGAUGCACUUUAUCAUUUAUGUGAAUGCACAUUUAUACUUUAAGUAAUGCAAAAUUCUAAUGUGCACUUUUUGUGAAAUAAUGGGAAAGGCUAUUACUUUUAAGUGUAAACCUUUGCACAGUUGAAAUGCACAUUUUCCAAUUUUUAUGUGCACAUUUCUGUUUUACUUGAUACACAAUGAUAAAAUCCAACGCUCCACAAUCAUUCUCAUUUCUCUCCUAAGAUGGUAUUCUCAUUUGAUCCUUACUAUAUAUACAUAUAUAU